AUGAACAAGCUGCUGUUGAUAGCCCUUUUUGGAUUGGUGCUUGCCAUAGGUUUAGCGCUUUCGUUUGAUGAUGAUGAAAACAAUGAGGUCAGAGGCGAUUUAGAGAGGUAAAAUGAAACUUUUUUCUUGGUAUUCUGUUUUGCCUUUAAUAACACGAGUUUUUUAUGAACUUUAUAAAUUUGGAAUACGGAGUCGACAAAACUGAUAUUUGCUAAUCUAUUUGACCAAAGUGAGCUCUACUGGAAUGAUGAGGAAGAGGACGGAGACGAUGAGGAGCCAAAAGAGGAGAAGGAAAAGAUAACUGGUUACAGUGUUGAAGAAAAACAUGAUAAACCCCUAUCCGGUCCAAUGCAGAAAUCAGCCGAUCCGAUUCUACCUUUCAUAGGUUUGCGCCUACUGAGCCGAGCAUUUCGCCGUCGCCGUCGCCGCCGAAGACGGAGAUUUGGUUAA
Pocillopora meandrina is the source of this 450-nucleotide messenger RNA. Lineage: Eukaryota; Metazoa; Cnidaria; Anthozoa; Scleractinia; Pocilloporidae. The record is from the annotation of a GenBank genome assembly.